This is a messenger RNA of Coccidioides posadasii C735 delta SOWgp, 2992 nucleotides long. It is a transcript of the gene DAL81, whose product is annotated as Fungal specific transcription factor. Gene Ontology annotation, biological process: DNA-templated transcription. The record is from RefSeq and is a predicted model, not a curated record. NCBI's taxonomy places the organism in Eukaryota, Fungi, Ascomycota, Eurotiomycetes, Onygenales, Onygenaceae. Gene Ontology annotation, molecular function: DNA-binding transcription factor activity, RNA polymerase II-specific; DNA binding; zinc ion binding. Gene Ontology annotation, cellular component: nucleus.
CGCAUAUUUCCCGCCUCUACUUCUUGUUCCCCAUUUCUUUGUUGCUUCAUUAUCUUCUUCUCGCCGCUCCGUUCUCAGCCGGCAAACAUGUGGAUGUGGAUGACCUCGAAAAAGCGGAGCUCCCUGUGAACACUAUCAAGUGGCAAGCCAAGCUGGCUGAUCUUCUUAUCAAAAAGGAAAAAAAGGUAACCUGACUAUGAGUUGCUAUUAGUCUUCUCGUCCAGGCCUCGCAUCGUGCAUAAACCUGCCUUGUUCCCUUUAUCAGGGGCCUCCAACCGGAUCCUCCAAGCCGCGCCUCCCUUAGCCAGUAGUUAGCUGACUAUUUCGUCCUCAGAAGAGCUAAUAGUCAAUUGAAUCCCGCUUGUUGUGGUCGCGGUGAUAAUCGGGGGUGAACCGUCCCUGGGCGCGCGCCUUAUCUGCGAACUGCAGCCCGGGGGGGAACUUUCUCCGCCCCUUUUGCAGUCAUAGCUUUGAAAGAUAGCCUGAGAACGAAGGCUGUGUCCCAUCCACCCGUGCUUUUGAACCGUACUUCUUAUCAGUCGCAAUCUCGGCAAGCUCCUAUCAAGCGACCUCUUGACGUCCUCGAUAUCAUCUUCGGAGAAAUUUGUCGUGCAUAUCGCCCAGAAAAAGAACAAGCUGAACCAAAGCAUCAGCAGGCAUCGGCCAUGGCGGCUGCGGCCACUAUCAACCAGCAACAAGCCUCUCCGGUGCUGCGUCCUCGAUCAGCGGCCUCCCAACCCCAGCAGCAAUCCAAGCCCAGUCUUCCUGCCGAUCGACCUGCUGAACAACACCAGGCGCUCGAGAGCCCGGCUAUAAAUCGCCGAAACUCUAGCUCCAAUGCGUCCGUGUCUUCUUCUGCUUCGCUGGCGAACAAUCCCGGUCUGGUAACUGAGCCGCAUGGUGCUGGGAGUUCCGCCACCUGCGACGCAUGCUAUAAGAGGAAGAGCCGCUGCGCUAUGAAUGAAUUAGUAAACAAAUGCUAUUCCUGCAAUUUUCACAGACAAGAGUGUACUUUUACCUUAAGCAGUCAACUGGGGAAAAGGAAGCUCGAAGAAACGACGACCACCUUGGAAAAUGAAUCUAUAAAGAGACAUGCAGCAGACGAAUCUGUGUCCGCUCUGGGAGGCAGAUUGGAGGCACAAUCGCACAAUUUUACCCAAACGGAGUGCCAAGGGAGCCCAUCCCUGACAACUCACUAUAUCGGCAUGACGACCGAGCUGGAGCCGUUGCUCCUGGACUACCUUCCACUGGACCAGAACUGCGAGGGCCAAUUGGCAGCAUCGCGGAUCCGCAAGUUCUCGGACGAUGGCACGUAUAUGCGAAUGGUCGAUGUGCCUCACGCUGGUCCUGAACUGCCGUCGAUCUCCGUCGAGGCGAUCGAGAAUCUGGUUACACCCUUUGGUCCCUCGUUAAUUGAAAAAUUCUUUCAGAACAUCCAUCCAACCUUCCCGGUGCUGAUGGAGGAUCGCUUUCGCUCUCUGUAUCAGUCGAGGAGCGUACCACCCGUGCUUCUCGCCUCAAUAUACCUCGUUUCCCUGAAAUGGCUAGACCCGGGUCCUGGGAUACAGACAUUACGGAAGCCAGACGCUGCUCGUCUGGAAUCUACAGCUCUCAAGCUUCUAAAUGACUCGUUUGUGCGACCACACUUGGCUGCCAUCCAAGCUGGAUUGCUUCUAUCUCAAAAGUCGGCGCUCUUUUCACCGAGGCUGAUAUCUCAGUUGGUGACAGCAGCAUUUGAUAUUGGGCUGCACCAGGACUGCUCUACAUGGAGAAUAGAGAGCUGGGAGAAAGGCCUUCGAAAAAGACUGGCUUGGGCGUUAUACGUGCAGGAUAAGUGGUGUGCCCUGACCCAUGGACAGCCCUCACAUAUAUUCACCCAGAACUGGACCGUGCAAGAGCUGUCCCUUGAUGACUUUGAAAAUUGCUAUUCAAAGGGACCCAAUUCAAACGAUCCGCCGACGCACGCCGGGCCUCUUCUCUUUUCUUGCCUCAUCACUCUCACCACCAUCCUCUCCGACAUCCUCGACACAUUCUACACGCUCCGCGCCACCCAGGAUUUCUCCCACGCCGGCGACCAAUCCACGCGCAUCAUCCUCGAGCGUGCAAAACCCAUCCAGCUCCGCCUGAAGAACUGGUUCGCCAAUCUACCUCCCGAGCUCAAAAUGGACUCCUCUCUCAACCCCAUCGACACCGCCCCCACCACCAGCACCAGCACGGCGGCCAACGGCGGGCUUCACCUUGCCUAUUUCGCCACCGAGAUCACCCUCCACCGCUGCAUAAUCCGCUCCAUCAACCCAAACCACACCGACGACUACCUCAUCCACAUCUGUCGCUCAGCCGCCAAAACCCGCCUCAUAUCCGCCAUGGACUUUGUCAAUCGGCUGCGUCCGAACAAUCUGCGCGCUUUCUGGCCGGCGGCUGCCCGUACGAAUUUCGCACUCAUCGUGGCAUUUGGAAUGUUAUUGCGUAUCACGGCGCAGACGAGAGAGGAAGAGGAGUUUUACAGAUGCCGGUUGGGAGAGUACCGGUGGACGCUGGAAGUGAGCAGGCGACACGCGGCGUUUUUAGGAUGGGUGGUGGAGUGUUUGGAUGUCAUGAGCAGUGUGAUUAGAGGCGUGGGGUUGAGAAAGCCGAAGCUGGAAGAGUAUAUGGCGAGAUCGAUCACGCCGGCGGUGCAGGGCGGCCGUUGGGCGAAUCUGAGAGAGCCCCAUACUGCUGAGGAUGAUAAGGGUUCCGUGAGUGGGAAUAGUUUUACGACCAGGAGGGGGUACGAUCAGUCUUUGCUGUCCUCGUCGACAGUGGUCUCCGGGCUGGCGUCUCCGUCGACGUCGGUGUCUGGAGGAAGCCGACGCGGGAGCAGGAGUGGUUUAGGCCAGGGGCAAGAGAGGAGUAGCGUGAUGAAUGUGGUGGAUUUAGCGUGAUUACCCAUACUACUUAACUAUAUCAUAUGCAUGUAAUGAAUAGAUGAAGCACUACGUUAAUGAUGGUGAUA